AUGGAGCAGAAGCCUCCAGCCUACAAAGCAGCAGCAGCAGCAGCAACAGCAGCAGCAGCAGCAGCAGCAGCAGCAGCAGCAGCAGCAGCAGCAGAUAACACAAGACACAAGAAAUACCGAAAAAUGGCCAAAGAAAAGGCGAAAAAGGGCAGCCAAAGGCGCAGCAGCUGCGCAGCAAAAGAAAGGAAGCAGCAGCAAAAGAAAGGAAGCAGCAGCAAAAGAAAGGAAGCAGCAGCAAAAGAAGGAAGCAGCAGCAAAAGAAGGAAGCAGCAGCAAAAGAAAAGAUGA
This is a messenger RNA of Eimeria necatrix, 288 nucleotides long. RefSeq lists its product as hypothetical. The transcript has a single exon. The record is from RefSeq and is a predicted model, not a curated record. Bases 1 to 288 code for a protein of 95 amino acids. NCBI's taxonomy places the organism in Eukaryota, Apicomplexa, Conoidasida, Eucoccidiorida, Eimeriidae.